CCAAUCCCCAAAACCACCACCAUCUCACCCCCUCUCACCAACACUCAUAAAACCAACCUGCCCCUCACCCGAAAUGGCAUUCCCCUCCACGAUCGCGGCGGUCUUAACGGUGGCGCUGUUGGUAGCUGCCACCGGACUGGCGGAGGCGCAGUCUGACUGCGUCGCCAAGCUGGUGCCCUGCGCAGAGUACUUGAACUCAACAAAUCCAUCGGCGACCUGCUGCAACGCCAUCAAAGAAGUGGUGUCAACUCAGCUUGACUGUCUCUGCCGCCUGUACAACAAUCCGGAUCUUCUCGGCGGGAUUAAUAUUACUCAAGCGCUUUUGCUCCCCAAAUACUGUAAUCUUCCUGGCGACGUCAGCGCCUGCAACGCUUUGGCGCCGCAUCCCUCAUCUGUUCCUCCUCCAGCCGUACCCGGUGGCGGCGGCGGCGGCGGCAAUGCUGCAGGCAGGAUUUCAUGGAUGGGGAUGCCAGCCCUUCUCUUGGUGUCGGCUCUCUCCUUUUUCUAUUAAGUGAUAGCUUCACGUAUAGUUGAAGGAAUGACCGAUCGAUCCUCACCUCGCACAUACUUUGAGUAGGAUCACCAGUGGUUGAGAGCUUAUACGGCUGUUUCGACGAUUAUUUCCUUGCUCAUUGAUUAUUUCCUCUGUUUUCUGUAUUUGAGAUGAAUUUGGCGAUGUUGAGACUUCAUAUGUAUCCUAUUAUACGGUAUUUCUCCUUGUAUGACAUGAUUACAUUAUGUAGGUCUUUUUGUAUGUAUGAUUAUUUCAUGGAUGGUUGAUAUCUAUACAUUAUCUAUAUUUUAUUAUUA
Molecule: messenger RNA, 810 nt
Organism: Sesamum indicum (sesame)
Lineage: Eukaryota; Viridiplantae; Streptophyta; Magnoliopsida; Lamiales; Pedaliaceae
Product: Bifunctional inhibitor/lipid-transfer protein/seed storage 2S albumin superfamily protein
Source: RefSeq, a predicted model, not a curated record